Molecule: messenger RNA, 1040 nt
Organism: Mangifera indica (mango)
Lineage: Eukaryota; Viridiplantae; Streptophyta; Magnoliopsida; Sapindales; Anacardiaceae
Product: GEM-like protein 5
Exons: 3
Source: RefSeq, a predicted model, not a curated record
ACCCCCAACAACCAAGAAUCUCACCCUCAGUAUCCUUCUGUUUCUUCUCCCAAUUCAACUUACGAAACAAACCCAUUUGCAUUAAGUUCAAGCAGCUCUCAGGAUAUGCAGUCUCAUCAUCAGCAUCGGUAUGCAGGUCCAUCGUGGUCAGCUUCUGUGCCUACAGCCCUAGAUGCUGAGAAAUGGGGGACUCAUGUGAUGGGAGUACCUGCUGUUCCCACAUGCCAUCCGGACAACAAAAAAGCCUCCUUGUGGGGCGCUUCUGCUGAUUAUAAUCAGGCUGAGCCUUAUCAUCAUCCUUACCUUCUGUACACUCCCGUUGAGAAACCAAAUAGUCCCAUGGAAUCCAUUCGUAACGUCUUCAAUUCUUGGAUCAAUAAGGCUGAAACCACGGCCAAUAAUAUUUGGCACAAUCUUCGAACGAACUCAUCUGUGCGUAAAGCUGCGUGGGGGAAGAUGAGCCUGAACGCGAAAGCAUUAAUAGGAGGUGGAUUCGAGACAAUAUACAACCAAACUUUUACUACAAAUCCAAACGAGAAUCUGAAGAAGACAUUUGCCUGUUACCUUUCGACAUCAACAGGGCAUGUAGCCGGAACUGCAUAUCUCUCAAAUGUUCAUUUAGCUUUCUGCAGUGAUCGCCCCUUGUCUUUUACAGCACCCUGCGGCCACAAGACUUGGAGCUACUACAAGGUUAUGGUACCUUUGGCCAUGAUUGGCACCAUCAACCCAGUGCUGAUGCGGGAAAAUCCAUCAGAAAAAUACCUCCAGAUUGUAACUGUUGAUGGGCAUGAUUUUUGGUGCAUGGGAUUUGUUAACUAUGAUAAAGCAUGUCGACAUCUUUCAGAAAGUAUCUCAGUUUUUGUAGCACCUGGGAUACCAGCACAACCAACUGCCUAGAUCUUUCAUUCAGAGCCUCAGUUUUUCCUAUUAAAUAAUGGUUGCUUUCUGGUAUUCUAAGUUUUCGUUUUUGAGUGUGCAAUAACAUGGAAUUGCUUGACUGAUCUUUUUUUGGACAAUGAUGUAGUUGUUUAUUAAUUCGA